CUGAUCCCUGCUGGCAUCUACUCUGGGAAGUCCUACAGAACAGAGGGAGCUCGAGGUACAGGUACACAGAGAGACUGCAUUCAAACUAUACCGGUCUGCAGUGGUUCACCCUCGCUUCCGCCCAGACAGAGGACCUCGAAUUAACGGGAGAAAACAUCGAAAGGUCAUCCCGACCCCAGAAGAGCAAGAAAUGCCCGAAGGAGCCAGUACUUUGACUGUAUCACCUGCAGCCUAGCGAAGGACAUCAAGCGAGAGGGCGACUCCGGAUGACCUCCGCCUCUAAUCUCUCAUCGGGCCACGGAAAGACCCCACCCACUCCUACCCGCACUCACGCCGACAAAUGCGGCACAGGAAGAUCCCACCGCCAGGCUGGUGGGCUCGGGAAGGUGGUGAAAGGGGACGGUGGCGCUGGGGAGAGGGCGGUGGACGGGGACAGGGACGUGAUGCAGAAGACGCUGCGCUAUGGGAAGCUGACCUCGCACGGCGCCUUGCCCGUCCCGUCUCUGCUCCGGCCGCCCAAGCCUCUCGUCGCCGCCCCGACCGCCGUCCGUGGCUCGUCGGCUUCCCUUCCCGCCCGGGACUGUCCCGCCAGUUGGUCCGGAGCCACGGCCGGGGCAGAGCGAGUGUUCCCGUGGAUGAAGGAAAGCCGCGGAGUCUCCCGGCAUAGCUCGCUGCACCCAGGAAGGGCCGAGGAGCCGGGCCGGCGAGCCCGUACAGCCUACAGCAGUGCGCAGCUUUUAGAGUUGGAGAAAGAGUUUCACCUGAACCGCUACGUGCGAGGCCCGCGGCGCCGGGAAAUGGCCUGCCUUCUCCGCCUCUCUGAGCGCCAGGUCAAGGUCUGGUUCCAGAAUCGCCGCAUGAAGCACAAGCAGGCAGCGCGGUGGAGGCACUGGGCCGGUGGAACAGCGCCUGGGCCCCCAGGAGACCCCGUCCCCGUCGACCCUUGUCCCCCGCCCACCUUCAGCAGACUGGCACGCUCGCCCUCGCCUUUCUCCAGCGCCCCGUCUUCCCCCAGUGACAUCCCGGCCAACUACAGUGGCAGCCCGGCUCAGCUAAGCCUCGGGCCGCAGGAUGGACUCUGCGGCGUUUGGGACACAGACUGGACGCGGCACGGCCCCUGGCUCACCCACCUCUGAGGACGGGGUCGUCGCGAGCAACCUGCGCCCUUUUGCACUGUAUAUAUCACGGAUGUUUUCUACGUUCUGCUCAGAUUCUAAUAUAUAUUGAUUGUGUAAAGACUGUACGGCUCACUGGCUUGGUGUAUGAGUGUGAGCAUUUGUCAAUGUGGCAUAGGCGCGUUUGGCUUAUGAAUUUUAUCUAUGUUCAUAUACACACGUGUAUAUUACAUCAGGUGUACAUACAUAUAUUAAUACAUACUGUACACAGACACACACUGAUGCACACAGACAUAAACUGAGACUCAUACACAAAUGCGCGUGCACGCACACACACACCAUAACGGGCAAAUACACACAAACACGUACAGAUAUGCAUGGAUAGACAAACAACCUCAGAGAGAGACACGCACGCACAUGCAUCAUCUAACCUCACAGACAGGCAGAUACACACAUAGACAAACACAUACAGACACACGCACAUAUACAUGCAUAGGCGUACGGGUGCACACACAAGCGCAAUCACAUCUAUAGCCACACAAUUUUGGACUAACAUACAGACAAACGCACUGACGCACAGACAGAUUAGAUACAAAAGCACUCACACACGCAUAUGCACAGAUAGACACAGUCUAUCGUUUAGCCCACUACACAGACACAACCACUGAUAACUCGCGCCAGAGCCAAAUCAAAAUCCUGGCCUUAUAGCACCUUCUCCUCCACUCCUGCCUCACUCUCUGGAGUAUUGAGUAUAGUUCUGGUCACCCCAUUACAUGAAGGGUGUGGGGGCUUUGGAGAGAGUGCAGAGGAGGUUCACCAGGAUGCUGCCUGGACUAGAGAGCAUGAGCUGUAAUGAGAAGUUGGGCAAAGUUGGGUUGUUUUCUCUGGAGUGGCAGAGACUGAUAGAGGUGUUGACAGAAUAGUCAGUCGGUAUCUUUUUCCCCAAGGCGGAAAUGUCUAAUAUCAGAAGGCAUGCAUUUAAUCACCUUCAACACAUGCCCUCUGAUAUUAGACAUUUCUGGGGGUGGUAAAUUGGGGGUGGUAAAUUCAAAGGAGAUGUGUGGGGCAAGUUUUCUUUUAUAUAUGGAGUUGGUGGAUGCCUGGAAUGUGACACCGUGGUGGUGGUGGAGGCAGAUGGGAUAGAGGCGUUUAAGAGGCUGUUAGCUAGAGACCUGGAUGUGCAGGAAAUGGAGGGAAAUGAACAUCCUAUAGGUAAAAAAUAUUAGUUUAGUCAGGCAUUUAAUUAGUUCAGCACAACAUGGUGGGCCCAAGAGGACCUGUUGCUGUGCUUCGUUCGAUGUACAUAAUCAAGCGGAGAUAGGAGAGAUGCCACCAGUACCAGCCUCAGGAUGAAGUGGUGGGGGAUGCAGGAAGGUGCAGGAGAACUGCAUCAGACAAGGGGGAAGUGCGGGAAGUUUGCAGCGAGCGAAGUUAUAUAAUGGGGUGUUACUCUCGGCACAGACCACCGUCAAACCAAGAUCGCCGGUCAAACCAAGGAUUCUUUGACUUCACUGGGUUUGUGUGGUAAGGCUGUGUGUGAGAGGGAGGGGGAGAGGGGGAGAGAGAGAGAGAGAAAGAAAGAAAACAAACAAACACAGGUGCCAGAAUCUCCCUCGCACCGAACGCCCAGCGUAAAGGAGUACAUGAUGCACGGGGAUCAGAUGGAACAUCUCGUCUUCAAGAAUACAGAUGCGCGUGCGCACAAAGAGUUAUACAUACAGGUGCACCGACAUACACAGAGGCACAUAGAGAGUACAUGUACGGAUGCUCACAGAGACACACAUGCGCAGACACAUGCACACAGAGUACACAGACUCAUACACACACACAGAUGAGCGUGCACUGACAUGCAGAGAUUUACCAGGAUACGGCCUGGAUUAGAGAGCAUGUUUUAUGAGAAGAGGACGAGCGUAGGAAAGUAGAAUUCACCAUCAGGGGCCCCGGCCUUCCUGAUCAUACUCUCAUUUCGCUGAUGCCACCAAAAGGAGGUACAGGAGCCUCAGGACCCCCACCACCAGGUUCAAGAACAGUUAACACCCCACAACCAUCAGGCUCUUGAAUCAAAGGGGAUAACUUCACUUGCCCUAUCUUUGAAAUGUUCCCACAACCUAUGGACUUAUUUUCAAGGACUCUUCAUCUCAUGUUCUCGAUAUUUAUUGCUCAUGUAUGUUGUUUUCGUUUUGUAUUUUCACAGUUUGUUGUCGUUUGCACAAUGGUUGAAUACCCAAGUUGGUGUGGUCUUUCACUGAUUCUAUUACAGAUUUGUUGAGUAUGCCCACUAGAAAAUAAACCUCAGGGUUAUAUAUGGCGACAUAUAUGAAUUCAUCCGAACUUUGUAAGAAUGUGUGAGAGAGAUGAAUACUAUAACCAGAAUUAUUCACAUGGACACGAAUACACAAACAUAUAAACACACACACGCAACUGCUCACAAAAUCACAAAAAUUCUCGGUGUAUAUGGACACAGAUAAACUCACACACUCGAACAUGCAUGCCCUUACACUUAUACACAUUCUUUCAAACACACACUCUGACAGAGACAAAUGUACUUGCAUGCACAUUCCCACACACACAUCCUCUCACUCAGAAUCUCUCACUUGCUCACACACACACUCUCUCACAGUCACUCACAGAUGCACUCUCACACUCACAUACUCUCUCAACAUUAUUUGAUGUGUACGAUAAAAUCUGUAGAAACCACCAUAUUAAUAAAUUCUCAAUUUUACUUUGGCUUUUGGUCUGGGAAAUUGCAGUUUCUUGCAAAUCCUCAGGAUAUUAGGGUACUUAAUCUUGGAUAUUAUAUUGUUUUUAAUUAAAAUAGUUUUGACAGCUGGGUAGUCUUGAACACUUCAUCUCACGAUGGUGAUUCGCAUCCUCUGUUCUCAAUGCGCCCACGUUGAACCUUCAUCUAUCUCAAGUGAGAGGAGCAUUUUUGUUUAAGUUGUCAUUUCAAGACCAGACAAUAGCACAAGGUGUUGCAGAUGGGACAGGACAAACACUGUACCAGUGAAGUCCUGUUGCUGUGAUUUACACACAGAAAAGCAGAUAAAACUGUGCCAGUACAUGAGAUAACAGGAGCAGGAGCCUCAAAACUGUGGUAUAACGUCAAAUUUGAGUUCAGUGUCAAAUGUACAAGUUCAUAUGUGCACAGAUGCAACGAAAAAUUUACUGCAGCAGCAUCAAAAGCACACUGCAUUAGAUAUACAAUGUUCACAAGAAAAACAUAAA
Mobula hypostoma (lesser devil ray) is the source of this 4340-nucleotide messenger RNA. RefSeq names its product homeobox protein Hox-A3-like. NCBI's taxonomy places the organism in Eukaryota, Metazoa, Chordata, Chondrichthyes, Myliobatiformes, Myliobatidae. The record is from RefSeq and is a predicted model, not a curated record. The transcript has 4 exons. Gene Ontology annotation, cellular component: nucleus. Gene Ontology annotation, molecular function: RNA polymerase II cis-regulatory region sequence-specific DNA binding; DNA-binding transcription factor activity, RNA polymerase II-specific. Gene Ontology annotation, biological process: regulation of transcription by RNA polymerase II. The coding region runs from base 267 to 1136 and encodes 289 amino acids.